Molecule: messenger RNA, 1882 nt
Organism: Polypterus senegalus (gray bichir)
Lineage: Eukaryota; Metazoa; Chordata; Cladistia; Polypteriformes; Polypteridae
Gene: atp1b1a
Product: ATPase Na+/K+ transporting subunit beta 1a
Exons: 6
Coding region: 125-1042 (305 amino acids)
Biological process (GO): potassium ion import across plasma membrane; intracellular sodium ion homeostasis; sodium ion export across plasma membrane
Cellular component (GO): sodium:potassium-exchanging ATPase complex
Molecular function (GO): ATPase activator activity
Source: RefSeq, a predicted model, not a curated record
CCGCUCGUCUAACUCUGUCCUUUUGAGAAGUAGACGUGCCUUAGUACGGUUUCGCCUCUAUUUCUGCCAAAAAUAAAAGGAACUAAACAGCCCCUCCUUUUUCCCUACUAAUCCAGCUGAAAUAAUGGCACGAGGGAGUAACGAAAAUGAGGGAGGAUGGAAGAAGUUUAUUUGGGAUUCGGAAAAAAAGGCAUUUCUAGGGCGAACGGGAAGCAGUUGGUUGAAAAUAUUUCUUUUCUACUUGAUCUUCUACGGAUGUCUGGCUGGCAUUUUCAUUGGAACUAUACAGGCCCUUCUUCUGACCAUUAGCAGCUACAAACCAACUUAUCAAGACAGAGUUGCACCUCCAGGUUUAACGCACACCCCAAAGACUAUAAAGACUGAAAUCUCAUAUACCUUGAACAAUGAGGGCAGCUACAAGGCCUUUAUUGACUCCAUAGACCUCUUCCUUAAGCAGUAUGAUGAUGACCAGCAAACUAACAAAAUGAAAUUUGAGGACUGCAAAGACCAGCCAAGUGGAUACAUAGAGAGGGGACAAUACGAUAGCUCUGCAGGGGAGAAAAAGGCCUGCACCUUCAACCGUACAUGGCUAGCAAACUGCUCAGGUUUGGAGGAUAAAACCUAUGGAUACUCUUUGGGCAAGCCAUGCUUCAUUGUCAAGUUAAACAGAAUUUUGGGAUAUAAGCCAGAGCCACCCAAGAACAAUGAAAGUAUUCCACUAGAGGCCCAGGACAAAGUACAGCCUAAUGUGAUCCCAAUUCACUGUGCUGCCAAGAGAGACGAAGAUAUUUCCAAAAUAGGACAGAUCAACUACUAUGGCAUGGGCGGCAUAGGAGGAUUCCCGCUCCAGUACUACCCUUACUAUGGAAAGCUGCUGCAACGACAGUACCUCCAGCCCUUGGUGGCAGUUCAGUUCACUAAUCUCACUUUGGACACUGAUCUGCGCAUUGAGUGCAAGGCUUACGGCGAGAAUAUUAACUACAGUGAUAAAGACCGCUUCCAGGGACGAUUUGAUGUGAAAAUUCAACUGAAAUCUCGAUGAUCAUAAGAGUUUAAUCUUCCCUUCCAACUUACCACCCCUCAUUCUAUAUGAAAAAAGAAAAAGAAAAAAAACACACAAAAUAGUCUUGAACAAACUGUCAUACAUAUGGGACCGACACUUACUCGACAUGCUUUACACUAGCUUUUCUGCAUAACCUAGGGUUAGAAUGUAAAUUAAAGAGUAGCAAUAGCAGUAUUUAUUCUACUGUAAAUGAUGAGAAUAUUUGAGCCAUGGGACAUGUUCAUUACUGUAAAUUUAUAAUUCCACUACUGAUGCGUAGCAAGCAGUGUUUCCUGUCCCCCUAAAGUAUUGCUGCCGUGUGGUUUAUAUAUAUUUUUUUGAAGUGUACAAUACUGUAGUUGCAUAAAAUGGUCCUUUCCGAGCCAUGUUGUAAUUUGCGUACUUUCUAAUGUGCUCAAGCUUUAGCGGUCCAAGGUGUAUAUAGAAUUAUAUACUUAACUAGCAUGAUAUGCCCUGAUCAGUUCAGGACUACGUGCAAGAGACUGCACUCCGUAGAGAUCUUUUGCCUUUUCUGUCUAAAUCGUUGAUUGUGGGAUAAGGAAAAAUUGAUUUUUUUGUUUUUUUAAUUUUCACAUUUUCUGGAGUAUGAUGUAGAAACUGUGUGUGAGAAUGGAGCCAGACUGAUGUGUGGGGAAUUUUUUUUUUUUCAAAACAAUGUUUUUUGUCUAUUUUAUUCUGAAAACAUCACUCGGUGAUGUGAAUUUAUAAAGAAUGUUUUACCAUUUUCAUGGUGGAAGAAUUUUAUAUUUAUGCAGUUGUUGUACAAUUUUAUUUUUCUGCAAGAAAGUGUAAUGUAUAAAUAAAAUAAUACCAAAGUCA